Saccostrea cuccullata (small rock oyster) is the source of this 1988-nucleotide messenger RNA. RefSeq lists its product as uncharacterized. Gene Ontology annotation, biological process: biological process involved in interspecies interaction between organisms. Gene Ontology annotation, molecular function: carbohydrate binding. NCBI's taxonomy places the organism in Eukaryota, Metazoa, Mollusca, Bivalvia, Ostreida, Ostreidae. The transcript is spliced from 11 exons. The record is from RefSeq and is a predicted model, not a curated record. The annotation marks the transcript as partial. Gene Ontology annotation, cellular component: external side of plasma membrane.
UUAGCAAACGACCCGCAUUUUUGCUAUACCGACAAAGGAGAAAAUUACAGGGGAACAGUGAAUAUCACUCGACGUUUUGAUAAAUGUUUACCGUGGUCAGAAGUCAAACACUGCCCAAGUAAUACCUAUAAGCCGAUGGAUCUAGAUGACGAUCUGCUCGGUAACUAUUGUCGGAAUCCUGGUCACGGCACCAGACCUUGGUGUAUUACCAACAAGUUUUUGUGUACUCGUGAUUACUGUGAUGUGUGUGGAAUCGAAAAGUGCUACGAUAUAUUUGACGAUUGUGGAGAAAGAACAGUUGAAAUAUCGAACUGUGAACUAGACCCUGAACUAAAACGAGGUUGCAGAUUGUCGUGCAAUAUGUGUGAUAGACAAACACAAGAUGGAGUUGGAACAGUGAGAUGUUCGAAGCCAACCAUUCCAUCCGACUCUAAAAGUGAAUCAUUGAAGGAAACAUAUUUUGUUGAUGAAACUGUUGAACUGACUUGCGAAUCAAACGACUUUGAAAAACAGAAAAUUACCUGUCUAGCUGAUGGCUCUUGGUCAAACGCUGGCUUUGUUUGUGGACGUUGUAAAACAGGAUGGACACCGUUCCAGGGCAAUUGCUAUAAAGUUUUUGAAGAGGAAGUGGACCGUAGCACCGCAGUCACGCGUUGUGCGGAUGAAAAUAGUGCAAAGCUUGUCUCCAGUAAAAAUAUCCAAGAGAAUAAUUUUUUAAGAAGUUUAGUACAAGAUGGCGUCAACUUUUGGAUUGGUCUUGAAAACGGGGCCUGGCCAGAUGGAGAAAAAGUGCAGUGGACUAAUUACAAAAAGAGUACUUCAAAAAGCUGUGCCUACAUGUCUGACAGAGAUGGAAAAUGGCGAGGAAUAUCUUGUGGUUCAGCAUUCUAUAUAUCUUUUGUUUGCACCUAUUCACCACCAGAUAGAAAAAUAUGUGAAGAUGCCACGCCAAAUUGCAACAAAUACCUGGAAUUGGAUCCAAAAGCAUGUGAAAAUGACGAGUUUGAGUGGCAUACCUGUCCAAAAACGUGUGGAUACUGCGAUAAUGUACAAGACAACUGUGUUAUACCAAGCGUGUCUACUGAGAGCAAUGCGGAAAUUGUCACAAGUGCUGGCGCUCUUGGAAUAGGAGACGUGUUGGAAUACAGAUGUAAAUCCGGAUUCUCUCACACUGACGGAAGUCUCCACAGAGCAUGUCAAAGAAGUGGGACAUUUUCCGGUUCACCACCAGAGUGCCAAAGUUCUAGUACUGUUCCUGAACCAAACAAUGAUGCUCCCUUGGUACAACUUCGCCGAAAUCAUUACACAAGAUACUCCUACACGGGCCUAAAUGAAAACAUGAGCAUCAAAAAGAGCGGGAAGAUUGUCAAAUGGCGUUUUUUUACUGAGACGAAGGGAACUUUCGGUCUUCAAGUCUUGAGGCCAACCUCAGUAGACAAAACAUUCACUCUGAUUGGUCAAAACGAAGUAACAGAAACCUAUGUCGGUGGAAUUAAUACAUACGAAGUUCCGGUGGAGGACCAAAUUGAGGUGAAGUCAGGGGACUUAAUUGCUAUCUUCCCCCUCCAAGGAGUGAUUCCUUAUGAUACAUGUAACGAGGCAGUGGAAGGGGAAACAUAUGGGUCACCUCUGAUGUCGGUGAAGAAAAUUUAUUCCUUAUCUGGUUGGGAUAUUUCGACCGAUUACACAUUCAAGGAAGUGAAAGACACAUGUAGAAUUGUCCCCGUUACUGCCUUUAUCCAGUAGAUAAGCUAUAUACUUGCCUUAGUCGUAUACAUGUACUGGAUAAGGACAGGCGACACUUUUCUGUUUUGUUUUUCAUUUGUAGUUUUCUUUCCUCUUCAAAUGUACGAAUAUAUUUCAUAUGGAACGAUUUUCCUUAUUUAGAAUUUAUUCAAAUCUUUUCAUGGUAAACGACUUGAAAACUAAAUCUUUUUAAUACAUUGCAAUAAUAAUAUAGAUAACAUUUUCCUUUGUAUGAAAAGUAG